ACUCCAGUUGUGCAUCAGCUGUCGUCAGGAACAGAAAAGCAUGCGGCGCUGUUAUCAGGUCACUCUUUUGUGAAAGGCAGCAGAGUGAGUCGGAUCUCUGUACAGGUGGGGGUUUAUCAAAAUGUCUAAAAGAGAAAAGAACUCAGGGAGAGCAGUGUUUUACAAGCCAAUUACAGACGCAGAACAGAUCAGAUGUGGAUACUUGUAUAAGUCUCCUCCCAAGACGGCGCUUAGGUUAGAGUGGAAAAGGCGUUACUUUGUGCUUUUCAAAACCACUGACCAAAACUACCAGCUCAGGUACUUCAGGAGCGCAGAGGAAAAGGGCCAAGCGCUCGGCGGCAUAGACCUGACACAAAUCUCACUGAUAUAUGGCAACCCUCAACAUCACCAGAAGUGGAUCUGGGUGCAGAGGACCUUUAAAUGCUCCCCCUCCUGUGUGCUCUACAUCAGGGCAGGAACCCGCGACUACUUCCUUGUUGGGGAGACCAGCACGGAGGUGGACGGAUGGUUCAAUGACCUGUGUAAGGCAAUGGAAUAUCGGCCUCAUAAAUAUCUCAGCAAAGAGGAAAUCAGUAAUGGGCAGCCAGCUGUUGAUAUAAUUACAAACCCUCUUCAGCGGAGAAAGUAUUCUGCUCCAGAGGUUAAGGCACCCUUCAUUGCAAAGGCGGAAGAAGUUAAAAACAACGGCUGCAAAGUCCCUUCGCAUGCAUUACUAAAGACGAGGUCCGUUUCUGACCCUUCGUCAAAUGAGGUGGAGGGCAACACUGAAAAGACUGUUUGCCAGGAGCAAGAAACGUCCAAAAGACCUGUGUCUGAGCCUUUACGUUUCGUCUAUUACGAAGACUAUGACUAUCCCCGGUCUUUCCUAAAGGCAGAGUCUGAGGGGAACGGUGUAACGCAGGCAUCCUGCACAGAGCCUAUGUAUGAAACAAUGACAAAAUUUAAAAUAACUCAUGACACACCAGAGGCAAACAAUCGUGAAGUUGAGCAGAUUUUCAACGGCACCCUGAUGAGGUCCAUCACUCAGGUCUUUGACAAAUUCAUGGCAAAGAGUCCGCCGCCUUUCCCAAUAUCAGAAGAGGCACCCUUUGAAGGCGGAGAAGACAAACGUCACUCCUCAGAUUUUAGCGGCAGCUCCAGCAGCGCUAACUCUCCUGUCGACUUCACGAAUGGACAGGAAAAGCAGGACGACUCCGAGAGCAGCACCCCGGAGGAGAGAAACUUUAUGGUGAUGCAGUCCGAUUUGAAAAAACACCUCACCCUCACAGACGUAGAGGGGAAGCCAAGUGUGUCCGGCUGGACUGGACAGCCACAGUCCGUGUGCCUCUUCCACAAGGGAGACCAAGUCCUGGCGAUAAACGACCUCCACACCAGCACCGUGGAGGAGGUUAACAUGUUUAUUAGCAGGUCGCUGAAGAACGAGGUGAAAGUGACCAUCCUGCGUCAGCGGGGACGCCAGCCUCUGCAUUUGCCGAACUCCCCCUGCAGCGACUGAGGCACAACUUGGUCGGUGACGAGGUCUUCACCAUGUGCUGCUCAAUGUGGACACCUGUAGUCUUCAAGGAGUCAUCUAAAUUGUUAAAUGUAAUCAUAUCAACACGUUUUAUGUGCCAUUUCUUUGGCGUAUUGCGUAGCCGCCUUCAGAGGGAAAGAACAGGUGAAUGUCAUAAUGAAAUAUACUUCCUCGUGCCAUCUCAAUGGUGCCUUGUUUAGUGGCAGUUUCUUCGUGAAAGCACCUGCUUCUGGGACAAAUAUUUGUGGUAAGCUAACAUUACAUAAGCUAUGCUUUCCUUUGAAAUAACUAGUGUCAUUAACAUGUUGACCCAAUAGACAGAAACAAUGUCUAUUGUGUGAAAAGUCCCAAAUAUUUCUCCUGGUUGUGGAUGCAUGCCAGAUUUGGCUUUGCAGUAAAGCCAUUAAUAGUUUCCUAAUUUUGAUUUCACAGCUUAAAGGGAAAGUCGGGGUAGAAAUCUGUGCCUUGGGACAAGACUGCAUUGCAUUGUGUGGUUCUCAUCCACACAGGGUUGACUGCUGUUUGCUCAGUAUGUCUCAGCCUGCGACAGGAUGUCUUUUUUGAGCCAUGACACACUGACUGAGAGCACGGAAAGAGAGGGGAAACCUGUUUGUAAGAAUUUAGCUGCAUAACGAGAAGAAGGGUUGACACACUUUGUCGUUUAAGUAUAACCUUUGUUUCUCAGAUACGCUCUUUUGACAGUGCUGUAUAUAAAUUGAAAAAAUAUAGAAAGAGACCAGUGUUACAUGUCUUCUUGCCUUCAGGAAAAGGUAAUAUGAAGACAGAAACGUGUCAUGCCUCACAGGUAUUCGCCAAUAGUCUCUCGGACAGGGACUUCGCCCAAGAUGUUGUUGAGUCAUGGGAACGCAGCAUUUUGCAUCGUCUAGUGAUAGAGCCACUAACUGUUCAUGUCCUGAAGCAGCAAAGUGGAUCGGGAUCAUCAAUCACCCUGGUACUACCCCCAUUUGACUGUCGGCCGUACGUUGUAUGAAAUGGUGUUAUUGUUAGGUCAGCUGUAAUGGGAAGCACAUCCUCCAAAAAGUUUCAGUUUGUCCCCUCAGUAUGCAGAUUAUUUUCCCAAAGGCCGCAGGGACCAUGAAGAUGUUUCUGGUUAAAUGUGGGCAGGGCCUCUGUGUUCCUUUUUUGGUCAGCAGUGAUUUAAGCCUUGGAACCCUCCAAUGGGUGCCCUUUUUUAUUCAGUCUCUUUCUUAUUGUUGAAUCAUGAACACUGACCUUAACUGUGGAAACUGAUGUCUGCAAUGUUUUAGAUUUUCCUGGAUAUUGUGACCUACUGGGAUAAUUAACAACGCAGGAGAGUUCACAACUGUUCCAUUCUCCAUUUGUAGAGGAUGUGACUUUUGGAGCCUACUUCAUGUUGUGAUAUAGGUUCUACUUAAAUGAUUUUAUUUUUAAACUACAGGUCUGGCAAUAAUCAGGUCUGGGUUUAGCCAGUGAAACUGAACUGAAAAGUGUGGUUAAUCAGAGUUAAUGCAUGGUUUAAUGAAUUUGGCGAUUAUAUUUCCCCUUUGAUUGCUUUGUAUUAUGCAUUAUAUAUCUUUGAUAACAUUUAAUGAUCUGAAACAUUAAAGUGUAACAAAAAACAAAAUGUUGGGAAAUAAAGAUGAUUAGACACCAA
This is a messenger RNA of Fundulus heteroclitus (mummichog), 3149 nucleotides long. RefSeq names its product pleckstrin homology domain-containing family S member 1. The transcript is spliced from 18 exons. The coding region runs from base 122 to 1495 and encodes 457 amino acids. NCBI's taxonomy places the organism in Eukaryota, Metazoa, Chordata, Actinopteri, Cyprinodontiformes, Fundulidae. The record is from RefSeq and is a predicted model, not a curated record.